CUCAUCUCAUCUCCUCCAGCUUCAUGGAAUCCGCGUCUCCUCCCUCACAUUCAUCAUGCUCUCCCUCCAACUCAGCUUCCUCUCCGUUCUCCUCCUCUUCCUUUCCUCCAUCGCCGCAACCUCCGCAACCUCCUCCUCCACCACCUCCGCCCAACUAGAAAUCCUCUACUGGCCCCUCACCAACCCGCAACCCUCCAUCCUCGCCCAUGUCUCCUACAACCCGACUUCCCCCAAACCCGAGCUGAUGUCAUAUACCCCGCCCAAUGCCGCGGAUCGCAUCAGCCAGCAUGACCUAGUCCGCGUGGGCCUGUACCUCUCGACCCCAACGAACCCCAAACAAUGGGUCGGCACGGUGACCUCUCUUUCAACACUCCAGGGAACAGGAGCGCAAAGGCCCACGCUGCGACUGCAUCUCAGUCCCGCAACUCAUGACAUCUAUCAUGUCUCUUUGACGACCGCUGAGUCUGCGUCUGCAUCUACAUCUACAUCUACAUCUACCGAGGACGACCUCCCCGCUCUGGACGUUGUUCUUGUCCCCGGGGAACUGGGUCCAAGUCCGCAUUUGAACCGGCCCAUCGUUGUAGGUCCCGAUGGAAAGGACUCGGAUGAAUUUGUUGAGAAGACCCUAUUCCAGAAGUACUGGUGGGUUUUCCUUAUCAUUACAUUCUUAGCCAUGUCUGGUAGUGGGGAAGGGCAACAAUAAGAUCUUCUUCUUCUUUUUUUCUCUAUAUGGGUGUUUUACCCUGGGGAAUCCGGUAUGAAACUAGUUCUUGCCUGUAGAUAUGCAUUGUAAUACUGGCUGUGAUUUCCAAACGCC
Molecule: messenger RNA, 817 nt
Organism: Aspergillus ochraceoroseus IBT 24754
Lineage: Eukaryota; Fungi; Ascomycota; Eurotiomycetes; Eurotiales; Aspergillaceae
Exons: 2
Coding region: 56-703 (215 amino acids)
Source: RefSeq, a predicted model, not a curated record